AAUCUAUAAAUUAUUCUCGAUUUCCAUUAGACACGCUGCAAUGGGGUCACAGACAAAAUAAGUUUCCGGAGAGAGAAACCAACCAGGGAAAGGAAACAAAAACAAAAUGUUGCUGGAGAAGCGCAGCAGGUUUCGUUCCAUCAGUGGGGAGAGAAAUAAAAAGUUAACGGUCUGAAGAAGGGUCACUGGACUCGAAAUGGACAGCAUGGAGUCCAAUUGCAAUGAAGACAGUGAGACCCCAUCACCAAACUUAAUGCCACGGCAUAAAGAACUUGUACCUACACCGUGCGGUCCAAUGAAACAAUGUUCGGAAUUAUCUUGUUUAGAGAAGUUAUUUGUUGCUGUAGCAAUUGUCUCUCUCAUUGCUGUGUCGGUAGUUACAAGCCAAAGUAUUGUAAUUCAGGUGAAAAACGACAGUAAAGAUCCAACCCAGGAAGACUUCACCAUCUCAGUGAUACAGCUCAUUGGAAUCGCAUUCUGUUUUUACUAUGUGCUGCAUGGGACUUUCCAGGAAAAUCGCCAGGAGCUAAUUGCAUUUGUCCUCUCCAUUUUAUUCGUUGUGAUCCGAUCCAUGGUGAACUUUGUUACAGCGACACCAGUGGAAAGAAACGAACUGAAGAUACGAUUCGGGUUCAUUCUGGUAUUUGGGGUGUUUCUGAUGGUGCUCAGUAUUAUCUACCUGAUUAAGAGUCCCAGCAUGAUGGCUUUCAGAGUCAGUGGAGCCUUUGAAAGUGCCCAGUCACAGUACUUCAUGGUGUUUUUCUGCUUUUCUAUGGUGACAUUUGAUCUUCAAGCUCAGCUGUGUCUCUGUGUACUUGUCUUGACCUCAGGAGCAAGUCAUGUUUCACUUGGGCAUUCUGUCAUCCUGGGAGUGGGCAUCUGCUGGGCCAUUAUUAAAGCAGUAGUUGGCCUCAUAGCUAUUCUAAAGGAAAAUAAGUAUCUAGUCUGGAUAUUUAUGAUCCAAAAUCUACCGGAACUGGCCUAUCUGGGAUAUUUACUGUACCUGGUUAUCACCGAAUGGGGAUUAAAUGGAACUUAUGUUCUAGAAGCUGGUGCAGUGACUGGUGCUACAUUUUCUGUUGCCAUCAAAGCUGUCCUCGGUUGGUCAAUGAUCAAGGUUUCCUGCUGUUUUGGACAGGGUCUACACGAAAGAAUGUUUAAUCGCACGGAACCAUUGCCCUAGGCCUGGGAUAUCUGCAAAGGUUCUUUAUCAAUGCUGUAACUACCUAAUGCCUUCACACUUUUUUGAGUGACAUUAUCGAAUCUUCCCUUGAAAAGAGAUGAAGAGUCUUCUAGACUUGAAACAUUAGCUUGUUGUCUGUCCAUGGAUGCUCUCUGACGCACUGUGAUCUCCAGCAUUUGUUGUUUUCAGUACAGAUUGCAGCAUCUGCAGUAAUUUGCUCCUACACGAGGACAAUCAAUUUGGAGCAAUGUGUUUAGCAAUAACGAACAUAUCUAUUUUUAUAUCAUAAAGUCUAUAUAAAGCGCUAAUUUCUGAAGCUGAAAAUUUGAGAACUGGUAUAUAGUUUGUUGGAAUAACUGAGUUAUUAUUGAAUAUAUACAUUUUGCAUCUUAUUUUGUUGAUAUAUUCCGAGCUUUGAUAUAGAUUGUACUGCACAUGUUGAACAGAACCAGGGUUAUCAAAUUCAAACACUGUGAUCACAUUUGGAGUUAUAAUCAGUUCAUUCCAGUUAGAAUUGGACAUGGUUCAAUUUGUCGAUUAUGAAAUUAAUUAACAGUGGAAUUAAUUAUUCUUUGUUAAUAAUUGAGCCAUGUUGUUAUAUGAUAGCAGGACAGGUCAAGGGGACAAAUGUCUCACACUUGCUGUAUUCGUUAUGUUCUUAUGUUGCAGCCCAACAGGCACAAUUGGAAAUGUACUCUAAGUAUUGUCUUUGGAACACCACACAUUUGUAUGAAAUGACUGUCAGUACUAAGUGGGUUAACAGUGAUACUAAAUUAUUGGACACUGUAAUAUUUAUUCGCUAAUAUUGCAAUGAAUAGGUUGGUAUUUCCUGUUGAAUUAUCAUUGAAUGAUUACAGUUUCAUUCAGAACCAUUACCGGCUGCCUGCACUCACUUGGCUCAAGGUGAAUGAGAGUGGAAACAGACUAUGGGACACUGGAUUUUCCAGGUGAAUGGGACGGGGAACAGAAACAGGAGGAUCCCAGAAAUGGGUGGGGUGUCAGUUACAGGACUCCAUGCUCAAUGCUGGACAUUUUGAUAGAAAUAGGUUCAAAACCUGACAAAACUGUCCCAUGAGACAAGUAGGCAACUCAACUCCUAAACAGCCUUAUUGAAAAUGAAUUUAGGAGGUUGACUGGGAUUCUUAGUGGCGCUGAGGGCAAAUUAACUACCUGAGACAGCAGGCCAAGAGUGUGCAACACUCCUGACAGGUCAAUAGAUCAUCCGCGCCUGCCUGGCUGGGAGUAGAGCUAAAAGCACGCCCCCAUGGAGAGGCUAUUGCUUUGGGUUCUUUAAAAAUUGCAUCACAGGUAGACAGGGUGGUUAAAAAGGUGCUUAGCACACUUGCCUUCAUUGCUCAGACAACUGAGUAUGGGAGUUGGACAUCAU
Molecule: messenger RNA, 2570 nt
Organism: Rhincodon typus (whale shark)
Lineage: Eukaryota; Metazoa; Chordata; Chondrichthyes; Orectolobiformes; Rhincodontidae
Exons: 10
Coding region: 197-1183 (328 amino acids)
Source: RefSeq, a predicted model, not a curated record